AUGGGUUCAAUGGAGGACCUCCAGAUCGAUUUGGACAAACUUUCAAACACUCAAAAUCAUAUUUUCAGUAAAUUCGACGUUUUGACCCAGAACGUCGAUGAUAUUAAACGGGUCAUUUCACAAAUUUCUGAGAAACUACUAGUAUUAGAAGAGGCAGUAUCUGACAGACGAAAAUUAAAGAAUGAUAUGACAUAUAUGAAGAAUAGAAUAGAUGAGCUUUACGCGAUUGUUAAGGAAGGGAAAGAAGAUGUGUCCGUGAAGAGUGAGGAUGUACGAGAUGUGGAGUCUUGUCACUCUGGAUUUUCCUGCACGUCUAGGGUUGCCAUGACAACCGGUAUAGAUCGUGACACGAUACGGUCUGCUUAUGACGACGUGCGAUCAGACGGUUCACCUACAGAAUGGGCAGUAUUCAAAUUUGAAGGAGCGCGGAUAGUUUGUUCAGCGCGGGGCAGCGAUUUCUCAGAGUUCCAGACACAGUUCUCAGAUGAUGAAAGAGCUUUUGGUUACCUCAGGUUGCAAAUGGGAGACGAAAUGUCCAAACGCAAGAAAUUUAUGUUUGUGACGUGGGUUGGUCCAAACGUUUCGGUGAUAAAUCGAGCAAAGAUGUCCACCGAUAAAGCCAUCAUCAAAGAUAUUAUUUCUGUAAGUAUUCUUGUAUAG
Messenger RNA from Pieris macdunnoughi, 660 nucleotides. The record is from the annotation of a GenBank genome assembly. NCBI's taxonomy places the organism in Eukaryota, Metazoa, Arthropoda, Insecta, Lepidoptera, Pieridae.